This is a messenger RNA of Eimeria mitis, 999 nucleotides long. RefSeq lists its product as uncharacterized. The record is from RefSeq and is a predicted model, not a curated record. NCBI's taxonomy places the organism in Eukaryota, Apicomplexa, Conoidasida, Eucoccidiorida, Eimeriidae. Bases 1 to 999 code for a protein of 332 amino acids. The transcript is spliced from 2 exons.
AUGAAACGUCCACAAAAGAAGAGACAGAAGGAGACAGAGAAGCAGAGACAGCAGAAGGAGAGACAGAUAAAGAAGAUAAAGAAGGAGAGGGAGAGACAGCAGAAGGAGAGACAGAUAAAGAAGAAGAUAGAGAAGAAGAGACAGAAGAAACAGAGGGAGAGAGAGAAGGAGAGAGAGAAGGAGAGAGAGAAGGAGAGACAGAAGGAGAAGCAGAGACAGCAGAGGGAGAGACAGAUAAAGAAUAUAAAGAAGGAGAGGGAGAGAGAGAAGGAGAGACAGAAGAUAAAGAAGAAGAAGAUAAAGAAGGAGAGAGAGAAGGAGACAAAGAAGGAGAGAGAGAAGAAACAGAGGGAGAGACAGAAGGAGAAAGAGAAGCAGAGACAGCAGAGGGAGAGACAGAUAAAGAAGAAGAUAAAGAAGAUAAAGAAGAAGAGACAGCAGAAGGAGAGACAGAAGGGGGAGAGACAGAUAAAGAAGAAGAUAAAGAAGGAGAAGAUAAAGAAGGAGAGAGAGAAGGAGAGACAGAAGGAGAGACAGAAGGAGACAGAGACACAGCAGAGGGAGAGACAGAUAAAGAAUAUAAAGAAGGAGACAGAGAAGCAGAGACAGCAGAAGGAGAGACAGAUAAAGAAGAAGAUAAAGAAGAUAAAGAAGAAGAGACAGCAGAAGGAGAGACAGAAGGAGAGACAGGAGAAGCAGAGACAGCAGAAGGAGAGACAGAUAAAGAAGGAGAGAGAGAAGGAGAGAGAGAAGAAGACAAAGAAGGAGAGAGAGAAGAAGAGACAGAAGAAACAGAGGGAGAGACAGAAGGAGAGACAGAAGGAGAGACAGAAGGAGACAAAGAAGGAGAGAGAGAAGGAGAGAGAGAAGAAGACAAAGAAGGAGAGAGAGAAGAAACAGAGGGAGAGACAGAUAAAGAAGGAGAGAGAGAAGGAGAGAGAGAAGAAGAAGGAGAGAGAGAAGGAGAUAAAGAAAAAGAAAAGGAAGAAGGAGAGAUAG